Malassezia pachydermatis is the source of this 1644-nucleotide messenger RNA. RefSeq lists its product as hypothetical. NCBI's taxonomy places the organism in Eukaryota, Fungi, Basidiomycota, Malasseziomycetes, Malasseziales, Malasseziaceae. Gene Ontology annotation, biological process: regulation of DNA-templated transcription; nuclear pore organization; NLS-bearing protein import into nucleus. The coding region runs from base 1 to 1644 and encodes 547 amino acids. The record is from RefSeq and is a predicted model, not a curated record. The transcript has a single exon. Gene Ontology annotation, molecular function: structural constituent of nuclear pore; single-stranded DNA binding; phospholipid binding. Gene Ontology annotation, cellular component: nuclear pore nuclear basket; nuclear membrane; nuclear pore central transport channel.
AUGUUUUCGGCACCACAGGCUCCAGUUCAAUCACCCUGGGGCCAGAAAACAGCCCCAGGCACCUUCGGCACGCAGCGUGGAACGCCCGGUGGUAUGCCAUCUACGCCGAUGGCAUCUUCGCAAAACAACUGGUUGCAGACCCAAGGCCCGCCUGGCCAAGGUGGCAUGAACAACACGCUCGGCACGCCUGGCCAGUUUGGCUCCCUGCAGCAGCCAGGCCAGGGUUUCAGCACACCACAGCAGCCAGGAGCUACCGGCCUAUUUGGUACACCGCAGAAUGCCUCGCCUGCUCCCUUUGGCGCCGCAGGCGCUACAGCCUCGCCCUCGCAAGCCGCGACGUCAGGCUGGGGUCAUGGUGCGCAAGCAUCGCCAAUGAACCAGGCACCGGUAGCGUAUCUACCUGGCUACUUGAACAAAAUGCGCGCUGGAGAACGCGCAAACUCAGCAUCGCUUGCGCGGCCUGGCACAGAAUCGACUUCGCCUGCUGCCAAAGUCGACCCUGACACGUCGCUGCUAGCGAGUAACGAUGGUACGCAAUCGCGCCAAGCUCCUACGCUAUCGCCUACAAAUGGCUUCCAUUCCUCCUUCUUCUCGCGGGGAAGCGUCGAUUUUGGCGAUUCGACAUCGACACGCUCACUUCUGCCUGGCGGCCAAGGUGUGCGCGAAGGCAGCAUCUUUGGGCAUGGCGGACUGCGUGGCUCAAUGAGGGGGAAUGAGGAGGCAGACCGGUCCAUGUCACGGCCUCCUCGCUCGCCGUCGGUGCCGAACACGAGCACCAUGUUCAGCCAGGCAGAUACAACAGCCUUUGCGCCCGGCUCCAUGGACGACGAUGAUGCGCCGCCGCAAGAAGCGCUGUGUGAUGUGCCGCAAAUGCAAGCGCAGCGCGUAUGGGACGCGUCGUCGUCGGUAGGUAUGGGACCGUCGCCACAGCCGCCUCACACCGCCACAACGCCCAUGCCUACCCAGGAAAUGCCGGCCAACCAACGUACUGUCAUUGUGUAUGGUUUCCCGCCAUCGCUGCGUCCCAUGGUCUUGGAACAAUUUAGUUCCAUCGGUGGCCUAGUCUCGGCGGACGAUGUAGACAUGCCAGCAGCGCUCACGCCCGCAGCAGCGGCCCAGAUGCCAGACUUGCCCAAACCACUGCGCCUUACGUACUCCGAUGCCGUCCAAGCCAUGCAUGCCAUGCGACAGACAGGACGACCUGUUGCAGGCAUGUGCAUGAUUGGCGUGCGUUGGGAGAACGAUGCCAUGCAUCAGCAAAGCUUGGUACGCGGCUUGGAUGCACCUCUCUUGUCGCACAGCUCUAUGGAUACCCGUACUCCGUCCGCUGCCGCAAAGCCAGCCGCGGUACCUACGACGCCAGCGUCUUUUACAAAGGGAGCAUGUACAAAUGCGCCAGCAUUUGGCCGGCCGAUUAGCAAGGUGGACACACCUGUAGCGGCAUUGGCGCAGUCCUCCGCCCAGACAACCUCGGUUCAUUCGCCUUUCCGUGCCGUGGUGCAUGCCGGCGAGUCGCUUCUGCGUGGCUCACAGUCCCAAACCGGAUCACAGGCCAAGGCCUCGGCGAAGAAUGCAUCUGGAGCCGACACGGCGAACACCUCGGGCGUGCUAGGGCGCUUAGCGGAUGGUCUCUUUGGUUGGUAA